AGUUAAUACAAAAGGAGAAAUGAUAAUUUUAGUGAAAAAAGGGAGAGAAUUCGAAAAACUGGAAGGACGGUUCUCUCGGAUAAAUAAAAGGAACGGAGCAACGUUCCUUUCAAACCUCUUUUCGGUUCAAUCACGAAGCAACGUUAAAUGACUUCUCUGUCCCUCGCGUUUUCCUCCGCCGCAGCUACAACGGCUUCCGUUAGGUUUCCGGCGAAGACGCUCACUUCUUCGAGUGUCCGCGGUUUUUGCUCCUUCAGAUUCAUCGAUCGCCGGCCUGUUCGUUCGCGAGCGUCGUCUUCUCUGAGCGUGAAGGCGACGGCGAAGCUCGUCCAGGAGAAGGAAUCCGUCGUCUCGGCGAGCUCCUCGGAUGGAGAGGACGUGCAAGAGAGACGGAGGAGGAGGACGAAGGAGCUCGACCAUUCGCGUGUCUUCCUGGAUGCGCGCAGUGAAGAAGAUCUUUUGUCUGGUAUCAAGGAGGAAACUGAAGCUGGAAGGCUGCCUCCUCAUGUUGCAUCAGGAAUGGAAGAAUUGUAUUGGAACUAUAAAAAUGCAGUUUUAAGUAGCGGCGUUUCUAGGGCAGAUGAGAUUGUUUUAUCAAAUAUGGCUGUUGCUUUUGAUCGCAUGCUUCUCGAUGUGGAGGAUCCUUUCACUUUUUCUCCAUACCAUAAAGCAGUCAGAGAGCCAUUUGAUUAUUACAUGUUUGGUCAGACUUACAUCUGUCCUUUAGUUGAUUUCAAAAAUUCUUUUGUUGGAAAUGCUUCUGUUUUCUGUGAGAUGGAAAACAAACUUCGGCAGGGCCACAAUGUUGUGUUGAUAUCAAACCAUCAAACUGAAGCUGAUCCCGCUAUCAUUUCCCUGUUGCUUGAAGCAAAACAUCCUUAUGUAGCAGAGACCAUUAAAUGUGUGGCUGGUGACAGAGUCAUCACUGAUAAUCUUUGUAAGCCCUUUAGCAUGGGAAGAAAUCUCAUCUGUGUUUACUCAAAAAAGCACAUGUAUGAUGAUCCGGAGCUUGUUGAGAUGAAAAGAAGAGCAAACACACGAAGCUUGAAGGAGAUGGCGACCCUGCUAAGGUCUGGCUCCCAACUUGUAUGGAUCGCACCAAGUGGUGGAAGGGACCGCCCUGAUCCUUUUACCGGAGAAUGUCAUCCUGCACCUUUCGAUUCUUCUUCGGUGGACAACAUGAGGAGGCUGGUCGAACAUUCAGAUGCUCCUGGGCACAUCUAUCCGUUGGCACUGCUGUGUUUUGACAUCAUGCCCCCUCCACCUCAAGUCGAGAAAGAAAUUGGAGAGAGACGAGUAAUUUCUUUUCAUGGUACCGGGUUAUCGGUUGCCCCCGAAAUCAGCUAUUCGGAUGUUGUGGCCAAUUGCAGUAAUCCAAAUGAGGCGAAAGAAGCAUACUCGCAAGCUCUUUAUGAAUCCGUGAAAGAGCAAUACGAUAUUCUAAAACAUGCAAUCCAUGGGGGUAGAGGGGUAGAAGCAUCAACUCCGACUGUCUCCUUGUCACAACCUUGGAGGACUUAGCCAACGCAUGUUCUCCAUCUCCAUCUUCCCACUUCCAUCUUUUAGGUUUCACCAGAGAUAGGCGCAGGGAAAUUUGUUCUUGUUCCGUACUGUUUAUUGUUAGUGUUCUCUCGUUUUGACGGGAAAACCAGAUCGAGGGCAUACAUGGAAUGGAUAAUCGGGUCGGCCUCGUCCGUUCCCACCGACCAGGUGAGACCAAAAGGCCUAUAUUGUACAUACAUAUUAUUGGAAUACUUCACUCAUGCUAUGAUUUUCAUAUUUAAUUUCUUUUUUCUUUCUUCA
Molecule: messenger RNA, 1803 nt
Organism: Tarenaya hassleriana
Lineage: Eukaryota; Viridiplantae; Streptophyta; Magnoliopsida; Brassicales; Cleomaceae
Product: glycerol-3-phosphate acyltransferase, chloroplastic
Exons: 13
Coding region: 148-1521 (457 amino acids)
Biological process (GO): glycerophospholipid metabolic process
Molecular function (GO): glycerol-3-phosphate O-acyltransferase activity
Source: RefSeq, a predicted model, not a curated record